This is a messenger RNA of Paramuricea clavata, 3373 nucleotides long. The record is from the annotation of a GenBank genome assembly. NCBI's taxonomy places the organism in Eukaryota, Metazoa, Cnidaria, Anthozoa, Malacalcyonacea, Plexauridae.
UCAUUUAACUAUCUAUAAUUCUUUUAAUCCUACAAAAAACAUUUAUAAAUUACAGUUCAUCAAUGCAAAUCACUAAUGGAAAAGUCACUCAUGUUUACUAGCAGAUGCAGAAUUAAUAUAUCAUAGUGCAUAGGAAUUAUCAAUUUAAAAAUAUAGUAGAACCUUCCCUUACAGACACAUCUCUAACAUGGACUCCCUCUAUUAUGAAGUUUCCAAUUUCCCUCAUGUAUAUAUUUGGCAUUACAAAAAACAUCUACACCUCUGCCAUGAAGAAAAUCGGAAGUUCAUCCCCUCCCCAGCUCCAGACUCCAGUAAAUUUUAAUCAUAUUAGAAAUUGAUUUCUGCCCUAACUGCCAAGAAUGGACAUAAAAAAUGUUCCCUUAGGAGGAGUCUGGAUUUUUCAGGAGUGACCCAUUCUCUGAAACCUAACUUUUAUAAAAUGUACACCUCUCAAAUACAGAUACUUCAUUCCUUUCUUUUGUGUCUGUAUAGGGGAGGUUUGACUGUAUAACAUUGGUUAAUACUUCGCAAAAUCAUCCAAAUUUAUGUGUUUUUAUGUUUUACUUUCAACCAUAAUUUGACACUACAUUUUUUUAAUGUCAACGUACUCGUCCCUUCUUCUGAAAAUAACACCAUCCCCCGGCAAAGGUGAUGGGAUGAACGGACUCAUCCACGCAAUGUACCACCGUGUCCCCAAAACAUCCUUAAUGUUCUCUAUCAAUCCCAAAUCGUACUCUUGUUUCCCCCGUUUUUGUUCGUAAGUGACUUGACCCUUGGAGAUCAACCUGACUUGAAGGUAGAGCAAGCCGGUGAAAAGAAGUAAAGAAAAUACAGAAACUCCUGCGAGGAACAGGACAUAGAACUGAUACCCGGAAGCAUACCCAAAAAUAAGCAUAAUGAACGGCAUGAACAUUGUAAAAAAGGUCGCCAUUUUAAAACCACCCGCUAUGCUGUGGACAUAUUCGAAGUGGUAAACAUUUGCAUAAACUGCACCGAUCCAUAAAUAAAUCACCAUCAUGAUAUAAAAUCGAUAGUUUUUAUACCCGAUGCACGUCCCGCCAAAGAUGCAGUGAUGGUCCCGUUUGAGGAUACAAGUAUCGCAAAUGUGACAAUGGAAGGAUCGAGGCGGCGAAUUGUGUUGGCAAAACGGACAGUAAAUCCAACCAGGUUUUAAAACCGAUGGCAAACUCGCACUGCCGCUUGUCGUGUCUGUCACCAUCAUGUAGUACAAGUUUGCAAAGACAUUUAUGGCGGCGAAAAAUCCACAAAACGUGUGCAUAUACCACCAGGUUGACAAAGGAGCAUGAUACAAUGGCAAAACUGUCAUCAGUUCAAAAUUUACCACCACAAUUAGCGUUACAAUCAUGAAUACGCACGCAGCACGAUCUCCAAAUCGCUUUGGGAAAAAAGUAUGCUUUGAAGCCAUCGUUUAAAACACAAAAACGGAAGAAAUAUUUAUAAAUUUCUGUUGUAACAGUUUGUUACAAAUUUCCACAAGCCAAACAAACCACGCCUAAGAGACCGAAGUACGGAUGGUCAGCGAAACAAUUUUGACUCGCAUUUCUCAAAAUAUAUUCCCCUGCCAAUAACUUUCGGUCUUUUAAAGUACAAAACGAGUGUUAUACAAUCUAAAAGAGACAAAUUUUACAACCAAACAAGGUUAUAUAAAAAAAUUAACAAAAAUUUGGUGUUUUUACAGUUUCAGAAUUUAUCGAUAUAUUACCCAAUACUUCAUAUUAGAGUCAACAACGUAUACUUUCCAAUAUGGCCGACAGCAAUGACCUCAAAAAACCGGUUGUACUCAUCUUAAAGUCAAAAAACAAGGACGAUAGUUAUGAACGACUAUUCAACGAACACGGAUACAAGCCUGUGUUUGUUCCUGUGUUAGCUUUUAAAUUCAUAAACCAGGCAGAUCUAAGAAAGCGGCUUGAAAAUCCAGAAAAUCAUAGCGGACUGGUAUUCACAAGUCAACGAGCAGUCGAGGCAGUCAACCUUUGCAUCAGGGAUAUGGCAUUUGAAGAAGAGUGGAGCUCAUCGUUAAAAGAGAAAUGGUCUCAGCUUCCCGUUUUUGUUACAGGCAAGGCGACAGGAAAGCAAGUCAGGGAAAAAUUACAAUUCUCGCCCAUUUUUGGUGAAGACUCGGGGAGUGCAGAGGCAUUAGCGGAAACAAUUUUGAACAAACGUCCGGCAGAUUUAAGCAAGGAAUUACUUUUUCCUUGCGCAAAUAUUAAGAAAGAAAUUUUGCCGAAUAUUUUGAAAGAAAAAGGGUACGGGAUUUGUUGUAUUACGGCAUAUUGCACACAACGCGAUCCACAGUUAGUUGAAUCUCUUCGGAAGCUUUUUGAAGAAAACAAAGCCAGGCUCUCUUCGCCAACUUCCGCUACACCUUCAGAAAUCAUCGGAGAGAUUUCGGCCGGUGAGACUUCAAACAAUCCCGUUGAGGUUUUGGAAACAUCUGGAGGCACAUCGGAAUUACUGGGACAAACGUCGGAGCUCCAAGGUCGAGAAGAAGUAUCGAAUGCGCUCGGACAGCUUGCAUGUAUUGUAUUCUUUAGUCCAUCUGGGGUUAAUUUUGCCCAUGAUGCUUUGCAGCAGACAAUAAGGUCAUUUGAAGAUAUCAAGCUUGUUGCUAUUGGUCAAUCUACAGCUCAAGAGUUACAUAAACACAGCCUAACCGUUGCUGGUGUUCCAGCGAAACCUGACCCACCAUCAUUGCUCAAAGUCAUCGACUCUAUCUUGGAGAAAGGUCUAAAGAUAUGAUAUAUGUAGUUGAUACAUAUUACAAAUACAUGAUCUUGUAAUAAUAUCAUCGAACAAUAUGAUCAAUAAAGAUGAUCAUGCAUAUGAUCAAGAACAUGAAUGUGCAAUGAUGUGAUCAGCUUUUAAAAAGUGAACAUUUCAAAGUUCAAUUAAUAUAUUGUAAAUUAGUAUUUACAUAAUGCAUACAAUGCCCUAAAUGAUCCUUUUAAAGGUGAUCUACAGUCCGUAUGUAAACAAAGCCUUUGUUUACAUUUUUGUGUCCAAAAUAUUGAGCUUUAUUCGACAACUAUUUAUAUUUUCAAGCUUCUAGAGUAUAAUAAAUGAUCAAGAAACAACAAUCAGGCUUUUCAAGAACUCAAAACAUAGUUAAACUGUUUGUAUCAUAAAAAGUGGGCUCAUUUGUGCACAUGCGCAGAUCGGACUGUAGAUCACCUUUAAAGGUUCGUUAUGCCAAAGAAUAUAAAAAAUAAACUAAAUAAAUGAAAUUUUUUACUGAUCUUAAUUACGACUUUAUGACGUUAAUGUAGAUGUUUAUAAAUUUCGCGUUUCCUUUCCAGAGAAUUUGAAUGUCACCUCAAAGCUUCUUUUAGUUGUGAAGCACACGCUCCAACCU